Molecule: messenger RNA, 1470 nt
Organism: Leishmania braziliensis MHOM/BR/75/M2904
Lineage: Eukaryota; Euglenozoa; Kinetoplastea; Trypanosomatida; Trypanosomatidae
Exons: 1
Coding region: 1-1470 (489 amino acids)
Molecular function (GO): protein binding
Source: RefSeq, a predicted model, not a curated record
AUGGACAGCUUGCGGCGGUCACGCAGAGAAGAGCAGCAGCGAAUACGCGAAUUCGGCAUCGGUGGGGGCGGCGCCGAGGCAGUGCAUUGUUUUACCGCCGGCGACGACAAAAUUGACCGUGGUGCUGACUUUCGUCAUACGAAGGGCCGCAUCACUCGCGAGCAGAAUACAGAGCAAUGCAUCGCGCUCAUCGACUAUGAUGCGCUCGACGACGACGAGAUCAGCUUCAGGGCCGGCGAUGUGAUCAACGUAACAGGGAAGGGGACCGCCUCUGGGUUCUGGGAGGGCUACGUGGUCAUCUCAGCCCCUCCCGUGCUCGCUACGUCCGAGCUCAGUGACGCGGAGCACAGUAGCUCUCUCUUGCACUCUUCCACUGCUUCGCUGUCUUCACUACACCCCCAGCAGCGCUCUACGUGUGGCCUCUUCCCGAACUGUCUCGUCACUUCUAACAUGCGCUUCAGGUACUCGUUGUCGCACUACGCCUUGCAGAACGUUGCGCUGUGCCUAUACGCGUACCAGGCCACCGGCGAUGGCGAAAUGUCGUUCGUCGCUGGUGACAUAAUCACGGCGGUGCGUCCCAGCUCUUCACCAGGGUGGUGGUACGGCGUCAAGAGCAACGGACCCACGUGGGUGGCACCGAGCGCAGAGAAGGCUUCAUCGUCGCCGGUGGCGGCCUCAGCCCGCUUUGCCGAUCCGGCAGCCGCCAUCAAUUCCUCUGCAUCCCGGGCAGAAGGAAAAGCACAGACAACGAUAAAUGCAGCCCCGCAAGGGAACGCGAGGGCGCGGGGUGUCCACGGCAAAGAUGAGGAGCGUCUUUUCCCCACGAACUUUGUGACGUGUGACGUGGUGCAGGUCAACUUUAACUUUACUGGUCGUCAGCCGCACGAGCUGAGCUGCAAAGUCGGCGAUAUCAUUCAGAUGCAUCGCCGAUGGAACGAUGGGUGGUGGGAGGGCUCCCUGCGCGGCCACCGUGGCAUCUUCCCGAGCAACUACACUAUCCCUAAUAUCGCCACAACAGCACCACCGCUCUUUUGUGCGCGGUGUCGCACCAUCUUCCCGUCUAACGUAUUCUAUUCGACAUGCGCCAUGUGCGCGGCGGAACAGCGGGUCGAGGACGCGAUGAUGCAGGCUAUGGAAGCGUACGUGCGCGGCGAGACAACAGAGCUCGACCUCUUCGCGGGUGUCGACAUCAGUCUACACACGUCGGCAGAGGGUGCCUCUGACGGCGAUACUGGCUUGGAUGGAGCUCUGAGGCAGUCGUCUCGCGAGGCGAGCCGCGGCGACUCGCGCAACUUGACGCGAGGCUCCAGCACAAGCAGCCCCAGCACUUGCAGUGACAGGGGUACCUCCUGCCCGCGCCAGCGUCAGCGUCAGCGUGGUGGUAGAGUGUCAUCUCAGACACGUGUGUCCUUGCUCACGGAGAAGGACAUGGCUGACCUGGCCUCCAACCGGGUGAAGUUGAUGGAGUGA